UCAGUCACGCACAUGCCACUUCUCUGCCACGUCUCGGGUCAGCAACCCACCAGAUCUCUGCUCGGCCAUGGAGACGUCUGGGGUAACCCAGUCAAACUGACAGAACCUCGGAUGGGGAAAAGUGGUGUCACUUCGCAGUGUAUAAUGCUUGGAGUGUGGGGGGCUGGGAGUCAGGACUCCUGGGUUCUAUCCAUGGCUUGGGGAGGGGAAUGGGGUCUAGUGGUUAGGGUGGGCUGUCUGCGGGGAUGGUGGUUGGGGGGGGUGUUUGUGCCCAUCUCUCAUUGCAUCUCCCCUUGCUCGCCCCCUGCAGGCAGCAAUCUGCGUUGCAGACAAUGCUCCCUGAACGAGCCCUACAUCGGUUGCCUCCCCGGAGUCUCUGAGUGCACCCCUAAGGCCGGGCAUCCAUGCAUGACUGUCAACAUCAGCUAUAGAGGUGAGGUGCAGUUCCUCCUCCAGGGCUGCAUCAUGAAUCCCAGCCGCUGCGGGAUGGUGAAGGAGUUGAUGGUCCCCGAGUACCACAUCAACAUCACCUGCUGCUCCCACACCUCCUUCUGCAACGAGUGGGUCCCGCUGCCCCCUGGCAAGGGAGGGCACUGAGUCUGGCCUGCCGCCUGCCACCCUCCUCCGUCCCUGCCUGUCCUCAGUCCUGGUCCCCAUCCCUCCUCCCCCUCCCGCAGUUCUCCAGCCAUCUUCUUCCCUCCUUUCUUCU
This is a messenger RNA of Trachemys scripta elegans, 709 nucleotides long. RefSeq names its product lymphocyte antigen 6 complex locus protein G5b-like. NCBI's taxonomy places the organism in Eukaryota, Metazoa, Chordata, Testudines, Emydidae. The record is from RefSeq and is a predicted model, not a curated record. Gene Ontology annotation, cellular component: external side of plasma membrane. Bases 13 to 597 code for a protein of 194 amino acids. The transcript has 2 exons.